This is a messenger RNA of Aspergillus wentii DTO 134E9, 1515 nucleotides long. RefSeq names its product Zn(II)2Cys6 transcription factor. Gene Ontology annotation, molecular function: zinc ion binding; transcription cis-regulatory region binding; DNA-binding transcription factor activity, RNA polymerase II-specific. Gene Ontology annotation, cellular component: nucleus. The record is from RefSeq and is a predicted model, not a curated record. The transcript is spliced from 4 exons. NCBI's taxonomy places the organism in Eukaryota, Fungi, Ascomycota, Eurotiomycetes, Eurotiales, Aspergillaceae. The coding region runs from base 1 to 1515 and encodes 504 amino acids. Gene Ontology annotation, biological process: positive regulation of transcription by RNA polymerase II.
AUGGACGGUUCUUGCUAUACGUGCCGACGUCGGCGCAUCCAAUGCGACCGAUCGCAGAUCCCCUGCGGAAAAUGCGAAAAAGCAGGAAUAGAAUGUUACGAUAAAAGACCUCUGCGAUGGGUAAAAGGUGUUGCUAUUCGUGGAAAUCUGCAGGGUGUGUCGUUUGAGGCUGGUUCUGGGACGGUUGCAAAGACGUCGAAUUCGUUGAUGACGCGAAAUGGUAAACUUGCGGAAUGCAUGUUGAAUGGCCCGGCAAUGACGAUGCAGUUGGUUCUGGAAGAUCCUUCCAUGGCGAACCUGGACGGAGUUUCUCGAUAUUACCUGGACUACUAUAAUGACCGCAUAUGCAAGCUCUUUAUCGUGUACGACAGCGACAAGAAUCCAUUCCGAAGUCUGAUCCCUCUCGCCUUGAAUGACGGAAUCCUUUUAAAGGCUCUUCUUGCUCUGGCAGCAUGCCACAAAGCCAAUACAGGCCGUCCAUUCUACCAUACAGAAGAGUCAAACUCUCUGGAAUCAUUUAAUGCCCUUCGAGAUACCCUGGCCUUCAAACACCAGGCUAUCCAGGGUCUUUCCCGUACCCUGCAAGAUGCGCAGGUCGCCAAACAGGAUACUACUGUCGCUAGCAUCUUUCUUCUGAUCUUUUUGGAUUUGCUUGAGUCAGGAAGAGAUCGAUGGAAUGUUCAUCUGGAAGGUGCUAAGAAUUUGAUUGCACUAAACAAUCAGCCAUCCGAGUCGCCAGCUGGGAUUGGGCCAGACCCGGGUCGAACGGUCCAGGACAUACGAAACUUUAUAACCCGGCAGAUUUAUCUGAUCGAAACCCUUGGAUCAACCUUUGUACGGCCCGGAUUAUUAUCCCAAGUUAUCUCACCGGGCCAGCUAUGGAUGAUGCCACAGGAAAACGUGGAACAAUCCUUUCUCGGAUGCCCAGAGUAUAUAUUAAAUGCCAUUCAAUACCUCUCGCAGCAACGAGAUAUCAUUCUAAGCUUAAACCCAGUCGACGUCGCAGGAAUUGACUACCAUAUACAAAACCUGACUACUGUGCUUGAGUCGAUACAGAACUUUGACUGCUAUGCCUGGGCGUCAACUCUACCACAGCCACAAUCGUCUUCUGUGAGAGAUACCCAUCAUCUUGGUCUUCUAUCACAAUCAUACAAAACCGGUGCACUGGUUUACGGCAGACGAGUCCUCGAUAUACUCACCCAGGAUGUUAUUUCCCAGGAUGAUUUGAUUUCAGAAUUAAUCAACUUGAUCGGUGCAUUGAAAGAUGAUAACGCAUUAUACAAGUGUGUGCUCUGGCCUAUUGUCAUGAUCGGCUUCGAGUGCCAAUGGCAGUCGCAGCGGGAUUUCGUCACUGGCUGCCUGGAACGAUUCUGGACGGACACUAGCUGCUUGAAUGCAAUCAACGCCGCCAAGGUUCUACAAACUUACUGGCAGCAGGGUGAUACUCAGGAGCCAUUUUCGUCACAAUGGAUUUUCAAUAUUGGAUGCUUCGGUGGUGACUGGCUUCUCAUAUAA